UUUUGCAUCUCCAUCCGGAGGAGGAGGAGGAGGAGGAGGAGGAAAGGGCGCCACUCGGGGCCCUCCAUCCCUCUCUUCCCGAGGCAUGGAGCAGGCUGCCCCCGAAAGCCAGGCCGAGGAGGCGGGACAGAGGCGGCUCUUCCUCGUGAAAGGUGGCCUUUUUCUUACUACAGUCGCUACUGCAGGAAUUCUAGCAGGUUUUGGUACAACGCUUUCCAUGGCAAAAAAGAAAAACCCCAACUGGUUCAAUAAGGGUGUGGUGGCCACAGCUGCUUUGCCAGAGAGUGGUCCAUCCCUUGCUUUGCGCGCCUUAGGAUGGGGCUCGCUCUACGCCUGGUGCGGAGUAGGACUCAUCAGUUUUGCUGUCUGGAAGGCUUUGGGUGUUCACAGUAUGAAUGAAUUUCGGAACAAAAUGCAGUUGAUAUUCCCAACGAUUCCUAAAAAUGCAGAACAGCCUUUUGAAUGGGAGGACAUUCUGAAAUCAAAGUGAAUGGCACAUUGAGGCGCUCUGAACAUUUACAAAUUCCGGAAGAGUUGAAUUCAUGCAGAAAUGUCGCCCUUCAAGGCACGGGGAAGAAAGAAGAUAAUUGAAUCACAGCAAUUCAUUCACAAUACAGUCUGGCCUUAAUUCGGUAGACUAUGAGUCCAAUUUACUGUUGGAUUAUUGCUGCUACCUCAAGUGAUAGCACAUUUCGAUAAAGCCAGACAUGUGGAUGAGGAAAUUGUGUGAAGUGAGCUUGAUAUUCAUCAAUAAAACCAGAAGACAAAUCUCUGUGGUAUACAUCAACAAUAAAAUAAACACAAAUGGCA
This is a messenger RNA of Anolis sagrei ordinatus, 810 nucleotides long. It is a transcript of the gene TMEM242, whose product is annotated as transmembrane protein 242. Lineage: Eukaryota; Metazoa; Chordata; Lepidosauria; Squamata; Anolidae. The record is from RefSeq and is a predicted model, not a curated record.